This is a messenger RNA of Stegodyphus dumicola, 5224 nucleotides long. RefSeq lists its product as uncharacterized. NCBI's taxonomy places the organism in Eukaryota, Metazoa, Arthropoda, Arachnida, Araneae, Eresidae. The record is from RefSeq and is a predicted model, not a curated record.
UCUUUUCUAUUUCAAUGUUAGGAUCCUCUCUGGCCUCGUUGUUAUAAAAAGCUGUUGAUCUUCCAACUGUCAGUCAUUUGCUGUAACUUGUUCAGGAGAAAGAUUCAGGAUCUUCAUCAUGAACUGGUUACGUUUUUGCAUCUAUGUGUUAACAUUUCUGGCACUGGAAAUUCAGUCCAUUGCUCUUCCUGAAGAACCUACUGCUGAAACUAGAAUUUACGCUGCUCAGCUUCCUCAUCCCCCUCAAGAUGAUGCUCUUGAAGAGAGCCAAAGUUACAGUGUGAAAUCAUACCAAUACAAUAAAAAUGUUAACUCUGAGUUGACGCAAAAUGGCAGAAAUGUUCCUUCUUCAUCCUCCCAAUCGUAUCAUUCCUUAGAUAAUCGUCAUCAAGUUCGACCUGAGGCAAGGUACGAAAAUGACUCCAGAUCUCGUAAAACUUCUGUUUUCGAAGACCAACUGGCUCAUUCCUCUCGAAGUCAGCCUACCAUUCCUCAGGAAGGUGUUACUUUUCAGAAUUCGGAGAAAAAUCGUCAAAUAUCCCAUGUUAAUGAACCUCAGGACAGUGCCCUAAAAAACCGAUAUUACACGCAUAAUAAUCAGAAUGAUGCAGUUCAGUAUCUUUCCCAAGAAAAUGAAGCUAAAACCCGAAAUCAUCAGUCUCAUCAACAAGAAGAAAUUGCUGAAGUCCAUAGUCAGUCUUACUCUACUGCAGGUUUAACAGAUUCGAAUGCAAAAGCUGCUAAGAAAAUACCUUUAGUGUUGAUCACCAUUCAAAAGAACAAAAAUAUUUUACCUAGCAGUAAAUCAAAAACGAAUGACAAUCAAGAAUAUAAGCCAAGCAACUCUUACAGCAUUCCAAAACUAAAUUAUAGUAGUCCUUUUAGCUCUACUUACAGUGAUGUUUUAGAUUCCACAUCUAAUCAACAAACUUCCUUUUCGAAAGACAAGGAGCAAAAUUAUGGACAACCUUUGACCUCAACUGAUAAUCAAGAGACGCAGUAUAAUAUGAAUACGAAUCAGAAAGAAUAUGCUUCUAUCUUCCAGAAUUCUCGAUUAACGGGAAGAAAUUCAGGAAAUACUGAAUGGAGACCUGUCGAUAAGUAUGGAUUCAAAUUAGAUAACGGGAAUAUUAACUUAAAUACCCAAUCACAAGACGUCUACAGAAGUAUUGAACAAAAUUCUGGUACGAAAAGUAAUUCAUUUUAUUUACCAGAACUGAGAGCCCAACAGGAUCGUCAGCAGUCCAUAAAUCAAUAUUCACCAUCUAAUCGAGAGAAUAAACCAACAGACCUCAGGCAAUAUGUUUCUAGUCAAAGUAGCAGACACACAGGUGGAAAUCUAGUAAAUGAAGGUUUAAGGAAUCCGUCUUCGUCCUAUACUACAGUGAUUUCCGAUGAAAAUAAUGCUGAAAUUCGAAAACGACCUGAUUCCUUUUUUAGAGGGAAUAUUAAUUUCAAUGAAGAUAAUUCUGGCUUAUAUCCAAGUGUAAGAAAUCAAAAUUAUCAGCAAAAUUUAACAACUACUGGCCGUCGUUCACAGCCUAAUACUGCUGCUAACAUUAGAUAUGAGGAAGUAUCUCCAAAUGCAGCACAAUUAUCAAAUGAAGCAUUCAGUUAUACUUCCAGUUCGAUCCAGUCUCUUAACGGAGAGGCCCACGUUAACAGCCGUCAAAGUACUCAUAUUCCCCAAACUUACAAUUAUGAAUCUCCAAAACAUGCUAUCCAAAAGAAUUUUGAGGAAAAUAGAGCAAAUUUUGAUGGUUCAGGAGUUUUAAAUACCGAUAAUCAGAAUUUCAGAAAGUUGUCAGGAACACAUGAAAUCGUAACAAACAGACACCCUCAGAAUUCAAAAUACCAGACUGUUAAAGAAGCUACUGUUGCAGAUGUAAAUCACCCGAUUAACCAAAAUUAUCCACGAACUGAGGAAAAGAGACAGAUUAAUAAUAAUGGAAAGUCAACAGUAUCUAAUUACUCGCCUUUGCAACAUCAAAACUUUAAUCAAGAUGCAUCUACCUUCCAUUCCCAAGACAAACUGUACUCAUCGUUUUCGUCUUCUGUUCAGCAAAGCAAGCCAACUGGUUAUAAGCAUGAACAGUCAAUUACUUACAGCUUAUCUGAUGGCCCUGUAAAUACCAAACUGCAACAAACAGAUGUAUAUGUCACUAACGGCAAUAAACAACAUCCUGAAAUACAUUAUACAUCUGCGGAACCAUCUUUAAGCUCAAAUAAAAACUUUAGAGAAACCCCUAGAAAUACACAAGCAUACGUUUCGAGUAAAAAUGUUUAUGAAGAUCAGAAAAGAGACAAUGAAGAUUUUCAGGCUAACGUAAAUCCACGAGGCGGUCACACUGACUUAAGAUUCCAAAUUGCUGACCAAAAGAAGCAAGUGUUCUCCCAAAGCCGAGAGCAAGUUACGUUUCCCCGCAAUAAUCCAGUAUGGGAUGAUCAAGAAAGAAUUCAGUUGGAAAGUAAUCAUAAGAACAUAGGUAAUGAGCCUCAGUAUCGUACAUAUCAUGCACAGGAGAAAACUGAUGAGCAACUUUCUUACACAAGACCUACUCUUUCUUCAAAUCAAAACGUCAAUUUGAAUCAAAAUAACCAAAAGCAAGAAUUUUCCACUGACAAAGUUCUCAUUUACGAUGAGAAACCUACUAGCUCUCAGAAUCCAGUGCACAGUGCCCAAAUACAUCAGUCUAGAAAUUUCUUAGGGCACCGAGAAUUUGACGGCAAUAAACAAUAUUCCUCAGAAGGAAAACGAGAAAACUUUGUUUCUUACGACAGAUCUUCGGCAAUAUCUUCAGGCCAAAAACCUGUGAAUCAGUACAAUAACGAAAAUUCCGGUACUACAAGAAAUUAUAACCUCAAUCAAAAUCAAAACUCAAACCUCAACUACAGAUCACAGUCACAGCAAUCUUUUAACGAAAAUUAUAAACCUGCUAUUGAUCUACCAACCCAUAUUUCUGAUGAGUCUUCCCAUAAAUCUUCCAGUUCAAACUUUGAUAUCCCAUUUGAAAAUACUCAAAAUGUUAAUUAUAGAUUAUCAGGAACACGAAACGGCUUUAUUAGUACAAAUCAGGAGGAAAGGUUUGAAGAAAGUACUGCCAGGCAAAAUUUGCAGUCCCAAAAUCAAGCCUCUAACUACAAAUCAAGUUACAGUCCUCAGACACAACCACAGCAAGAAAAUGCUUAUAAAAGUUCUUCAACAACUAACACUGUCAAAAAUACCUUAAAUGCUUCUAGUUCUAGUAAUAGAAGGAAACAAGAAAAGAAUUCCGGCAAUUCUUAUGGUUAUGGACCAUCUCGUAAUACAGAUUCAUCUUUAACUUCAGAUAACUCUGACAGUUCAGACAAAAGAGUAGCUGUGAAAGAAGUUAGUAGAGAUGAAAUUCAAAAGAAGUCUUCUGCGCCAGAAGCUUUGCUUUUGGUUCUGGUGUCAGCUAAAAGGUCAGCCUUGGAAGAUCUUUCCAGCGAACCAGAUGGAACAGAUUUAAAUGAAGGAUACGAAUCUUCACCUGAAGAGCUCGUUGAUUUUCUUAGCGAAGGCUCAAAUGCCAAAAUGAUUUUGGAUUCUUUUCACGAAGCCACCAAUGGUGCGUACAGACAGUUGGAGGAUGAGAAUGUAAAAACACAUGAUAUAGAAAGUGAUGAAAGUGAUGUAGAUAAGCAUUAAGGUUAAUUAAAAUUUAAUGCUAACCUUGUAUUAAUUAUGCAUUAAAGUCGAUUAAAAUUAAAUGCUAACUUUGCAUUAAUUAUGCACUAGGGUUUUGUCCAGGCAUUUUCAGUCCAUUAAUUAUCUUAUUCAUUAAUUAAUUAUAUUAUCCCAUUAUUAUCUAAACGAACUGUUUGAUUUUUUUAACAAAUUUGGGAUAUCUGUAAAUACUUUCAACAGUUUUCUUUUUUCCCUCUUCUUUUUUUUCCCCUCUUUUUUUUUUUUUUUUAAAUCAACAAUCUUUUUCGAAUCUAGAUAGCCUUCUAUUGAGCCUUCCAAGCCAUUUCUCUUCUAAAGCGCUUUCAUUCUGAAAUUUGAAUGCAUUUUAAUAAAUAAGUAUGCUACAGAAAGUACCGCAGCUAUUUUUGCGCAAUUUAAGACAUAAAAUUUUAAUUAUUUUAAAUGAAUAUUUAGAAUUUGAAAAGGAAUAUUAAAAUUAAUUAUUACGGUUAAUAAAAUGUAACCUUACAGGCGAUAUAGGUUCGUGUUUAUUUAGACUUUUGUAUCUUUGAGUAUUCGGAUAAAAAGGAUUCUUCACCUCUCUCAUUGCAUAUAAUUUUUGGACACUUCUGCGUAAAUGUAGUUUUUCAUUAUUUUCCUUGCUUUGAAGUCAUUGCUUGAAUACUGUUGUGAAAAUAUAAUUCCUCAGGACCUUUCUGCUGUGUGCUUUUUGGUUUUGUGCAAGCUUGAAUAUAUACGAGGACUUGCAUUUAAUUUUCCAGAUAUCUAGAAUAAAAACAAUUCAUUUUAAGACUUCUGCUUUGAAUUUAAUUUUUAAAUACUCAUAAAUAAAUACUAUUUCUCGAGACUUUAGAAGUUCUUGUUAUGAACUUUUGUUUUUUAGACACUCUUUAAUAAAUGUAAUUCUCUGGACUUUUAAUUUUUUGAUAUGCACUUUCAAAACCUGGAAUGUUUUAAAAAAGAAAAAAAAAAAUUGUUUCAUAGAGGUUUUUUUUCCUGCACACUUUCGUGUAUUUUUUCGAUAACUGCAAUUCUUUGAGUCCGUUCUUGAUAUAUGCCUAAUAUUCGAGCAAUAAGGCAAUACCUUAGCAAAUUCCUUAGGGCUUUUCUUUCCUGGACUUUAACUCCUGGACGCUGUCAAAAAAUUCACUUUUCUCCCUAUGUGCUCAGCGUUACUUUUCACUUCAUAGUAUUAACUAUAUCUGUAUUAUAUUGUACAUAUAAGUAAAAACAAAGUUUGUAUUUCUAACUGAUGUAUUUCUUUCUGUUGUAAAAUAUUAUUUUCUGUUAUGUGUGUUUCUGUGUCUCUACUUAUGCAUAUCGUACGUCAUUUACGAAUGUUGUUUCUUAUCCCAUAUUUGCUCUGGGAAAAGGCAUGUAAAAAAUGUAAAAGACAUGUUGAAGAGUUUUGUACAUAUUGACAUUUUUUUGUAAAAUGCAUAACUUUCGAUAAUAUGCUAUGUAAUUAUAUUUUUAAGAAAUGUCAUAGUAUUUCUUAUUGUACAUAGUAAUUUUGCUUUCGUUAUUUUCGUUAAUAAAUGUAUUUUUGAAUUA